AUGGACGGACGCCGAUAUCACAUCGACACCGUAGGGUAUGGUAUGGUGUGUGCAUUGUGUCGCAUUGGAAUCAGAAACGCCAUAGGAAACAAUGGAAAUGAUGAGUUCGAUCGGAAAAUUCUCGCUAAGCUCGCCGAGCUCGAGCUCGAGAAGGCAGAGCAGACGAUGACGGUUGCUUUCGACACCUCCUUUGACCACUACUGGCCGUACUUGGCCAUGGUUUCGCUGCCGGUGUUCGCCGUGUGGCUCCCAUACAACCACCGUCGCCUCCAACAGCAGGAAGGCCGACCAGCCGCCCUCCUCACGCUGGGCAUCGCUCUCACCCCGCUCUACAUGAUACAUCAAGUAUGUAAAGGGCCGGCCGAACUGAUCCGCUGUAUUCAUUCCGUCCCAUGCAAUCACAGCGCCUGCCCUCUUGUCUGUAUGUGUCGCUUUCAGUUCGAGGAGCACGCCAUUGACUGUCUGGGGCGGCGAUACAGCUUCAUCGACUACUUCAACGCCAUCGCCCCCGCCAAGUUCGGCGCCCUGCUCGACGCCCGCACUAUCACACUUAUCAACGUGCCACUUACCUGGCUGAUCACGCCGCUGUUCGCCAUCAUGGCCCACGGCAAAGGGCGCUUCGACGCCGUCCCCAUCUACCUCAUGUGGUCAGCAAGAGGUCUUGCACAUUUAAAAGAACGUGUGCAUGUUUCUGUCAACCGGUUGGAUUAUCAUGUGAUGUGGUGCAGGGGGCUGGCCUUCUUCAAUGCGACCUUUGCGCCCAUCAUGCCGGCCGUGCUGAUGCGCAGCUACAACCCAGGCCUUGUCCAGUCGCUCUUCAUGGCGCAGCAUACCUCUACACGGCCACCAAGCACCACCAAUUCGGCUGGCUGUCGCUGCUCGGGUGUCUGCUGUUCGGCGGGCCGGUGGGUCAUGGGCUGUUUCUAUUGGUGCCGCUGCGGCUGCUCACUCAGAGAGCUAUCGGACACGCCAUAUUCGCUGUGUGGUUGCUGACGGGCCUGAUGGCGGUGCCGGUGCUGAUCAGCACUGUGCUGCAGUGCGUGGUUAGGGGUGGGGCGAGGGGAGAGAAGAAGGCCGCGUGAUUUGGGUGAAAGGCAGGCGUGGGGGAGUAGUUUGGUCGAUGGGUUGGUUGGGUUGGGUUGGGGGUCUCCCUGUCUGUCCUGCAUUGGAUUGGCUGUCGUCUUUGGCUGGGUUGUUGGCCGACUCCUCACUCAUUAUUGCGGCGAGUGGAUUGACUGACAUUUUGAUGGCGUGCCGUGGUCUCUGUCUGUUGCAGGGUUGGAUUGCUGGCCUUUGCUGCUUUGGUAGUGUAUGUAGAUGCCUCUGUUUCUUCUCUCUUGCUCACUCGGUCUGCUAUGCUAUGCCUUUUGUGUGCCGUUGAUGCAUCCGAUGCGUAUGGAUACGAAUGGACUGACUGACCCUGCCUGACCCGCUUGACUGAAUGCACCUCGCUCUCGCU
Molecule: messenger RNA, 1459 nt
Organism: Vitrella brassicaformis
Lineage: Eukaryota; Vitrellaceae
Source: the annotation of a GenBank genome assembly